UUCAAUCAUAAACAUAUUUGAACCAGCUUAAGAAUAAAAUUACAUAAAGUUUUUUUUUUAUAAACUUAUGGUGCAAGAAUUUAAUUAAUUUUAGGGCAAAUAUUGUAAAAUAACAAAAAGUAAGGACGACCAAAAUGGCAAAUCCUUCAGCGCUACCACAGCUGUCCGAGAGUCACUUGGGCAAAUCAAAGAAUUGCCAUAUUUUACAACUAUACCCUACUCAAGAUGCCCGACAAACUCACAUUAUAUAUAAAGCCAUCUAAAGGACCAUCGUCGACUCAGGGCAAGCAGUCAUCGAAGAAGAAAAGUGCAAUGCUUGGUUAACUAAGAGAGCAUCUCUAAUCAAGGCCUUCAAGGACCACAGGCCUUAUGAAGGCAUCAUCCGGCAUAUCCGGCACACCCCAUAUCAAGGAAGCAUUACUCUCAAUGAACUUCGAGAAAGUUAUGACGAUAACGUAGUCUUUAAGGAAUGUUGAGCAUUUUAAAGAAGAAGGAUUUAAGACAAAGGAAAUAAACAAGUCUCAAUAAGAUGUUGAGUGAAGUGGAGGACUUGGCGUUCACCUGCGACGCUGUUACCAUUCCAAAAUCAAGUCGCUCCUUCCUCACAAUCACAGCUCACUUCCUUUAUCAAGAGUCACUGAACUCAAUAUGUCUGAAAUCUACAAGGAUGGAGCAGAUUUCUGAUGUCGAACAAAUAAAUAACUUUAAGGACUUUAAGUGCUUCCAUAACAAGUCCAUUGGAAAUGACAGUGACGAAUCGGAGAAUAUGGAGCUAAAACUUUAUUUUAGCUUGCCCAAAGCUGCGUCGGAAAGCAAUCCCCUGGAAAUAUGGAAAUCGCACAAAGCGACUAUGGCGGGCCUGUACAAGCUGGCCAUGAAAUAUUUAAUCACCCUGGAAUGUUCGGCGCCCUCAGAGCGGCUGGCGUCCGCCAUUAAAUGUGUGGUGUGUGACUCAAGGAGAAGGAUGACGGACGCACCCAAUGGGUAAUCCUAAAAUCCCUAAAAACGGCAAA
Messenger RNA from Drosophila biarmipes, 1013 nucleotides. RefSeq lists its product as uncharacterized. Gene Ontology annotation, molecular function: protein dimerization activity. NCBI's taxonomy places the organism in Eukaryota, Metazoa, Arthropoda, Insecta, Diptera, Drosophilidae. The transcript is spliced from 4 exons. Bases 530 to 988 code for a protein of 152 amino acids. The record is from RefSeq and is a predicted model, not a curated record.